This is a messenger RNA of Bolinopsis microptera, 1632 nucleotides long. Its product is annotated as protein DEK-like. The transcript has 6 exons. Gene Ontology annotation, biological process: chromatin organization; regulation of double-strand break repair. Gene Ontology annotation, molecular function: DNA binding; histone binding. The coding region runs from base 18 to 1103 and encodes 361 amino acids. Lineage: Eukaryota; Metazoa; Ctenophora; Tentaculata; Lobata; Bolinopsidae. Gene Ontology annotation, cellular component: nucleus. The record is from RefSeq and is a predicted model, not a curated record.
AGUUGCGAAGAGACGUCAUGGCAACAGUGGUGGACAAUGACACAACGAGAUUGGGGGAAGGAAACUGCUGCGGUAAAUCAGGGAUUGCGGUUGAGAGUAACGACUCAAAGCUGGAGGAUUCCCGGGUGGAAGGAGAAACUGAAGAAUCUGAGAAAGAAGAAUUAGCAAUUGAUGACUCCUUCUCCAAAUCAUCAGGCCAGAAACCAGUGAUAGUAGAAGGAAAACGACGGAGGACUGCUGUACAAACUUUCACCAGUGCAGCUCCUGCGAAAGAGAAAAAGGGCUUGGAUUUUGAAGUGGGACGUGGUACUCUACUUGGAGAAAUUGAGAUAGUUACGGAGUACAUGAGUAAGACACAUUCGGAUAGCUACAUCUCAAUGCACCGGCUCAUGUACAAUAGUCAAGGAGUAUCCCUACAACGCAAAGGAAAUGUCCGCAGGUUCAACGGGUUCAAUUUCGACGAGAAUUCCAAAUUGUACUCAAGCAAACUAACCUCAAUCAAAAAAAUGAAGUCAGUCGACAGGAAACUGUCAAUGAAACUGCUGGGCCUCAAUCAGAACUCAACCAUGCAAGAACUCAUGGACUUUCUUAUGUCACCAGAAGAUAAAGGCAGACAUGCUCCUAGCAAAAAGAAAAGUAAGACACCCUCCAAAAGACGAAGGUCGUCCACAAAAGAUGACGAGGGAAAGACGACUCCUGCCAAAAAGAAAUCGGCUGCAAAAUCGAAACCCAAAACGACUCCAAAAAGAAAGAAAGCUACUCCAAAGAAACGGGACACGGACGAUGAGGUAGAAGGAGACGACUCCUUAAGUGAGUCAGAAUCAGUUUCAGAAGACAAUGAUCUUGAAACAAAUACUAUUACUAACCCAACGAAAAAACGUAAACUCAGUGAAUCUAUAACGGACAUUUCGAAAGAUGAUUCCUUCUCUGGUCCAACCGAUGAAGAUUUGAUUGGUUCAAUUAAGAAGACUGUUGAAAAUAUAGACUUGGAAGAAGUCUCCAUGAAAGAUGCCCUCAAAAAGAUAUAUGGUUUAUAUCCUGGUGUGGAUUUGACGGACCGAAAGUCCUUCAUCAAGGAUAAUAUCCGCAAACUUAUCGGCUGAGUUAUGAGUUAGCGUUGUUAACGCUUAUAUUUUUCUCGAUGAAACGAAGUCUCGCGCAGCCUUUGAACCAUUGACGUCAAAAAUAAUUUAUUUUUAACCUUUAUAAUCAUCGUUCCUUAAUAAAUAUAAAUGUUACAGCAUACUGGGUAAUCUAAAUCGGGAGGACAUUGUUCCCCUUAAUGGUAAAUUUUAAUCUUUUGAAAAAAAUUAUCACUGUUUUACUACAACUAGCAGAUUUGAGGGAUUGAGACAAUGAUUUGAUUUUGUUGUUAAAUUUAAUCGAAAAUUGUUAAUGCUUUAGCGAUGAAAUAAUAGCGUUAUUUAUUCCGUGGUUGUUAUUACAAUUUAUAUAUAUAUAGUAUGUUAGCUUCAGUUUGAGCUUUAAGUUUUUUGACUGACGUCUGGUAUCCGUUUUAAUAUUGUAAAGGUGAGAUAUAUAAGCUAAUAUAUUUAUACAUGCUCAAAGAAACUGACUUUAUAUGCGUUCUACUUAUAAUUUAUAAUAUUAAUUGUUUGAACCAAAAAUUAA